Heteronotia binoei (common prickly gecko) is the source of this 1818-nucleotide messenger RNA. RefSeq names its product mesoderm development LRP chaperone (gene MESD). Gene Ontology annotation, biological process: protein folding. Gene Ontology annotation, molecular function: low-density lipoprotein particle receptor binding. The record is from RefSeq and is a predicted model, not a curated record. The transcript is spliced from 3 exons. Bases 111 to 860 code for a protein of 249 amino acids. Lineage: Eukaryota; Metazoa; Chordata; Lepidosauria; Squamata; Gekkonidae.
UUUAUGACCAACAGUUUUAUUCUGAACAGAAAGAGAGCAAGAGAUACAGAGACACAGGAGCGCGCCAACCGACCGCUUCUUCCUCUCCACCUGGCUGCCUCUAAGCGGGCAUGCGUAGAGCGGGUGGGGGGGGCAAUGAAGCGCCUUCGUCAGCCAGGCGUCCUCCUGCUGCUCCUCCUCACGCCGGGACUAAGAUGGCGGCGGAGGCCGGGCGGCGGUGGCUGUGGCUGGCGCUGCUGUGCGGCCUGGCGGUCGCCCUCGAGGCCGAGGAGCAGGACAGCGCCGCCCCCAAGGCCCGGAAGAAAAAAGACAUUCGGGAUUACAACGACGCCGACAUGGCGCGGCUGCUGGAGCAGUGGGAGAAAGAUGACGAUAUUGAAGAAGGUGAUCUUCCCGAGCACAAGCGUCCCUCUGCACCCAUAGAUUUCUCAAAGAUUGAUCCCAGCAAGCCUGAGAGUGUCUUGAAGAUGACCAAGAAAGGAAAGACUCUGAUGAUGUUUGUCACUGUGUCAGGAGAUCCCACUGAGAAAGAAACAGAGCAGAUCACUAAUUUGUGGCAGGGCAGCCUUUUCAAUGCCAACUACGAUGUACAAAGGUUUAUUGUUGGUUCAAACCGUGCCAUCUUUAUGCUGCGUGAUGGAAGUUACGCAUGGGAGAUCAAAGACUUCCUGAUCAAUCAAGAGAGGUGUGCAGAUGUAACUCUGGAGGGUCAGGUAUAUCCUGGCAAAGGAGCCCCGGAAAAUGAAAAACAGAAAAAUAAGACCAAACCUGAAAAAUCCAAAAAGAAAAAAGAUACAGAGAAGAAAUCUGGAUCCCUGAAAGACAGCAACCGGGCGAGCAAACCAAAAGAAGAUCUAUGAUAAUAAGUUAAAAAGACUGAGCACCAUAUUCGGGGGUGGGGGGGGGCGCAGAGGAAAGAAGGAAGUGAGGCUGUGGAAUAGCCUGUUGGAUUUCAAGGGGUCAGUUUACUUAUUCAUGAGGACUAAUGUCCACAGAUUGCUGGUGUUAAUUUCUGACUGGAUUUGAUGCCCAGAGGCACUUGAGCGUUUAACUUACUAUUAUGAACAUUACUCAAAGGAUGAGAGGGAGGUGUAAAGACCAUUAACUUUUUAUAGUUUUGCUACCAGCUAUUUAGGAUGAGCCAGCAAUGUGAAUGGAAUAUAGUGAAUGAAUAAGCAGAAGAUGAUCAAGAUUUUUUUAUAAACGUCUGUACUUCCAGGAUUUUCAUUUAAUUAAAAUAAAUUUGCCUUGAAACUCCUGCUGAUGUGGCCAGGCUAGGUUGUCAGAAGCCCAGUUUUGGAGACAAAAAACGGAAAGAUAUGUAAUCUGAUUUUUCUUUUUAAAAUGUUAAUGGUUAGAUACUGCCCCACUAAAGUGGAGAUCCCUCCUUCAACUGGAGUUAUUGUUUCUCUACUGUAAGGGCGCAGUUCAGCUGCUCUGACAUAAUCUAUUGAAAUAGGCUGAAAAGGAAAGCAGGAAAAAAAGUGGAUGGCCACUAGCCUAAAAAUCAAUUGCCCAGCAGGCUUAGAGUGUUUCAGAAUUGCUGUGUGAAGGCGGAGGUGAGCAUGGAGGAAGUUGCUUGUACGAGAGCAUGUUUUGCUUUCCUCCUGAAUGUUAACUGAGAAAAUCACAGCUCUUGGUUAAAAGCUGGUGGUGGCAGGAUUGCUAUUCCAUGGUGCCAAAAUCUGCCAUAUAUAGUUGGAGUGCCUUCAUUUGAGGCAUUUGUGUGUGUGUGUGUGUUAUGUGCUGACAUUUGGCUUUCACUUCAAAUGCUUGUUCCAGAAUGUUAAUAAAUUUGUACACUUUUUUCAGAACAAA